Molecule: messenger RNA, 597 nt
Organism: Chenopodium quinoa (quinoa)
Lineage: Eukaryota; Viridiplantae; Streptophyta; Magnoliopsida; Caryophyllales; Amaranthaceae
Product: trypsin inhibitor BvTI-like
Exons: 1
Coding region: 1-597 (198 amino acids)
Molecular function (GO): endopeptidase inhibitor activity
Source: RefSeq, a predicted model, not a curated record
AUGGCUUCCUUCCUCCCUACUGCUGCAAUUACUCUCCUUCUCCUUGUGCUCUCUCCUUCUCCUAGUGUCGCAAUCGUAGAUGGAGACGGCGACAUACUACGAAACGGAGGGUAUUACUACAUCCUUCCACACUCAUCAAGCAAAGGUGGGCUAACAUUGACACCAGCUAAGGACUCUUCACUCUGCCCUCUUUUUAUAACCCAAGAUUCGUCCAAUAGCCGCGGCUUGCCUGUGAAGAUCUCGACAGUUUACAGAAUACCAUACCUUUCGUCUGGAUUUCCCAUCGAUUUCUCCUUCGAUAAGGUCACCACCUGCUAUAAAUCGCCGCACUGGUGGGUGGCCCCAAGUGAUGCCAACAACAAAUCGUACGUGCUUGUCGGUGCUUCCGGGCCAUUCAAGCCUACUUAUUAUUAUAAUAUUGUAGAAGCUAAAACUGGUAAGAAUGUGUACAACAUUAAGUUUUGUCACACAAGUGAGUCCGAAAUCAAGUGUAAGGACGUUAGUAUUCUUGAUGAUGGAAUGUUGGGAGUCAUCGAGGAUAGUCCUUUUCCUGUUACAUUUGAGAAAUAUUCUCCAAAUAUUGCUUCCUAUGUUUAA